AUGAAGCCAGUUCGAGGCUCACCUGCACCAAUUGACGCAGACAUAGGGAAUAAAACGUCUGUCAAUGACCGAGCGACUUCGGGAUACGGCCGCGCAGACCCAGGUCGCCAAAAGCUAAAAGCUCCUCAGUCCCACCCUUCCGAGUCAAAGAUUGUUCGAUUGAAGCUCACAAAACCAAGACCGCCCAGAUCCAAUUCCCAAGAAGUGGACUGGGACGAAGAUCUCCGCCCUACACCCAAUGAGACAGUCGAGAGUAAAGGUGCCCAUGGAGGAACCUCCGUUGCCGAUACAGACCCAAACCGACCGAAGACAGUUGGAAAAAAAGCAGGAAGCAAGCGAGCAAUGCUAUCAAAGCCACAAACAACUUCGGCAAAACGCAGGAAAUCAAACACGAGGAAGAGCAUUACCAGCGAAGAGGGCGGCACCAGAGAGCCACAAUUGCCGUUGGUAACGCUUACUGCAAGCACUUUGCCUUCUGCGGCCCCUCUGGGUAACAGUGGGCCUUCUGAUAUGCGUCCACUGGACGGACAAAACAAAUAUUAUGCCACGAAGCGCAAUGGAGAUGUGCCCGAAGCUUCGCACCAACCUUCGCCACCGACAGACAGCCACAAGAAGCAUGGAAAUAAGAGCAAAGGGAGUGUGAUUGUCGAGAUAAGGAGCUGCACAUCGGUGACAACAUCCUCUGAUUUCGAAGAUUAUGGCGAAGGGCCAUCCCGUACUUCAAAAGUCAGCAUCCUAGAGCAUCGGGCACAAUCCAAUGGACGAACAAACAAAGGCAAAGCUGUUCAUGUGACUUCCGAAGUAUCUUCAAGUUCUGACGUCGACACUAAAGGACCGACUACUUCAAAGUUCACCAUCCUGGAGUCAAGGGCACUUCCAAAGGGACAAAACAGCCAGACUAAGGCGGUUCAUGAAAAGAGUCGUUCCAGACAUCGUGGUAGAGCAGAGAGCGUUGGAAACAAGCUGAUGCUUGCGCUCCACGGAGCAGAGCCUUCUCAGAAUGAACCACUCAAUGAUCAAACUGCACCUCUCAUCAUCUCAUCUGAUCCAGUACAAUCCGAGGAAUCUCCGAGAAAGCAGCAGUCCGACCAAAUGCCGAACGACACAGCGUUGGAACCUCCAAAGAUUGACAGCGUACUGGACAGAAUAAUUCCAGCCGAAACAAAGCAAGACCGAACCGAACCUAAAACUGUCAAUCCAACAUUGAUUGCCAAAACACUUUCGCCUAAGGAAGAACAGAUACUACAGCAAGCAGAUGACGCAUUCUUCUGGCAGGCUCUGGGCGAUGACAGGUUGUCCAGCACAACGAGUUUUUCAGAAUUUGAAAUCGGCAGAGGCUUGAUGGGUGACGACCCUUCAAUCCUUGAUUACCACAUGGAAAUGGAACAUAUCCCCGGGUUUGCAACCUUGCAACCCAUGAGAUCCGCACUGAGCACAUCUUCACAUUCCACUAAAAUCUGCGAAAGCCGGGCGAAUAGCUCAUUGGAGACUUCAAAUGCAGGAAAUCCCGAUUAUCUCACAGCAGGGCAGACUGAGGGACGUGGAUUUAGCCAUACUCCGGAGUCUCAAAAGCCUCUUCUCACUAAUGAAUCCCCAAUAGAACUGAAUUCCGCAUCUCCUCAGCCCCCAAAGUCAGUCCCAAAGACUAGCAUUGUCGACAGCAAUGGUAGUCCUCGGCUCAUGCCUCAGUCAGCCAAGAGCAUGGUUGUGCCUCAACUCGAUCUGGAUGGCGAAAAGCACCACGAAGAGACAACCAGCGACACUAAUGCCAGUCCAAUUGAGUACGACGGAGACUCGUCCAGCAUCUCCACUGAGACUAAAUAUGAGGGGGUCAUGUGGACUAAGUUCCAGAGAGACAUGUUGUUGGAAUAUGGGAUCCAAAUGGAAAACCUGGAGAGAUCUCACCCAUGGCCGCCACAGCCGCAUGAAAGGCACCAACACUCGUUUUCUCAGGAGGAUACUGCUGAUGGGGAUAACUCCGAGAAAGCAUCGACGACUAGACCAAGUUCUUCCCAGAGCACGAUCGAUGAGAGAGCAUUAUGUGGCGUUCCUUCAAAGAAUCAUGGGUUUGACCAAUCGUUCCGAACAGAUAUAUCGGGAUCAACACAGCCAGCUUCUAAGUUGCACCGAUCCUCUACGAAGGGCGAUGACGAUAUGGAAUGGAUAUCAACCUUGCAAGUGGCACAGAAAGAUGCCCACCGCCUGCUUCAAGAAACCAACUCGCAUUUGUCCACUCAGCUGGCGGCAGAAAAGGCCACUAUCAGUCGAGUCUUGGAGAUCUACCGAGAGGGAUGUAGUCGGAUCCUUGACGACCUGUUCCAAGCACAAGAAGCACGAAUGCAGCUAUACCGGCAGCAAAUGCAUGUCGUUAAGGAACAACAUGCAGAUAUAUGUCAAGACCUGAUUCGUGGAUUGCAGGAGCUCGACCGUCGGUUCUUCAUUGAUAACCCUAAUGUGGGUAACCACAACCAUUUGGAAGACUCCCGCAUUCUCGGCUACAACCCUCUUACCCCGCCCAAUCUCCUCCAACAUGAGAUCGCAUUGACCGAGACCUCACGAAAGACCGUACUCGACGGACGCAAUGAAGCCGUCGCAAUUGUCCAUGGCACAGAUAAGCGCCAGCGUAUGAUGGUAGUGAUCGGACCUUGCUCCAUCCACGACCCGGAAAUGGCCCUCGAAUACUGCGAUCGCCUAAUGAAGAUGAAGGAGAAGUACGCUGACGAGCUGCUCAUCGUGAUGCGCUCGUACCUCGAAAAGCCACGCACAACCGUGGGCUGGAAGGGCCUGAUCAACGACCCUGAUAUUGACAACAGCUUCAAGAUCAACAAGGGUCUCCGCGUAUCGCGCCAGCUCUUCGUCGACCUGACCAACAAGGGCAUGCCCAUCGCUAGCGAGAUGCUCGACACAAUCUCCCCCCAGUUCUUGGCAGACUGUUUGUCCGUCGGUGCCGUUGGUGCUCGCACCACCGAGUCCCAGGUCCACCGUGAGCUUUCCUCCGGUCUUUCGUUCCCCGUCGGAUUCAAGAACGGCACCGACGGCUCGCUCGAUGUCGCAGUCGACGCUAUUGGCUCCGUCAAGCACCCACACCACUUCCUGUCCGUCACAAAGCCCGGUGUUGUUUCCAUUGUCGGAACCGUUGGUAACCCUGAUUGCUUCGUUAUCCUUCGCGGAGGAAAGAAGGGCCCCAACUACGAUGCUGCCAGCAUCGCCGAUGCCAAGACUAAGCUUACUGCUAAGGGCAUGCGUCCCCGUCUUAUGGUUGACUGCAGCCACGGCAACUCUGAGAAGAACCACAAGAACCAGCCCAAGGUCGCUGCUGUGCUUGCUGAGCAACUUGCUGCCGGUGAGGAUGCUAUUAUGGGUGUUAUGAUUGAGAGUAACAUCAAUGAGGGCAACCAGAAGGUCCCCGCAGAGGGCAAGGCCGGUCUCAAGUACGGUGUCAGUAUCACGGAUGCUUGCAUUAACUGGGAGGAUACCGAGUCAGUAUUGGAGACUCUGGCUCAAGGUGUUCGCGCUCGUCGCGAGAAAUCGGAAGCGAAAUAAGCUGUGUUGGGAUAUUCAAGUUAAAUUACAACGGGGCAUUUC
This is a messenger RNA of Penicillium robsamsonii, 3585 nucleotides long. Its product is annotated as 3-deoxy-7-phosphoheptulonate synthase. NCBI's taxonomy places the organism in Eukaryota, Fungi, Ascomycota, Eurotiomycetes, Eurotiales, Aspergillaceae. Gene Ontology annotation, cellular component: cytoplasm. Gene Ontology annotation, biological process: aromatic amino acid biosynthetic process. The record is from RefSeq and is a predicted model, not a curated record. The coding region runs from base 1 to 3543 and encodes 1180 amino acids. The transcript has 5 exons. Gene Ontology annotation, molecular function: 3-deoxy-7-phosphoheptulonate synthase activity.